Messenger RNA from Nomascus leucogenys (northern white-cheeked gibbon), 3231 nucleotides. The record is from RefSeq and is a predicted model, not a curated record. Lineage: Eukaryota; Metazoa; Chordata; Mammalia; Primates; Hylobatidae.
AUGAGUGAUGUGAAUCCACCCUCUGACGCCCCCAUUCCCUUUUCAUCCUCCUCCACUCACAGUUCUCAUACUCCACCCUGGACAUUCUCUUGCUACCCUGGCUCCCCAUGUGAAAAUGGGGUCAUGCUGUACAUGAGAAAUGUGAGCAAUGAGGACCUACAAUGGUUCAAGCAGUUCUUACUGAAUGAGCUCAGUGCUGGCACCAUGCCCAUCACCUGGGACCAGGUCGAGACAGCCAGUUGGGCAGAGGUGGUUCAUCUCUUGAUAGAGCGUUUUCCUGGACGACGAGCUUGGGAUGUGACUUCGAACAUCUUUGCCAUUAUGAAGUGUGAUAAAAUGUGUGUUCUAGUACACAGAGAGAUAAAUGCCAUUCUGCCUACCUUGGAACCAGAGGACUUGAAUGUGGGAGAAACACAGGUGAAUCUGGAGGAAGGAGAAUCUGAUAAAAUAUGGCAGUACAAAUUGAAUGUGAUGGAAAAGUAUUUCCCCAUACGGGACACAAUGACUUGGCCUGGAAACCAGAGGGACUUCUUCUACCAAGAUGUACACAGGCACGAGGAGUACUUCCCAUGCCUGCUUCUGCCCAAAAGACCCCAGGGUAGACAGCCCAAGACCGUGGUCAUACAGGGAGCUCCGGGGAUUGGAAAAACAAUCCUGGCCAAAAAGGUGAUGUAUGAGUGGGCCAGAAACAAGUUCUACGCCCACAAGCCCUGGUGUGCUUUCUACUUCCAUUGCCAAGAGGUGAACCAGACGACAGACCAGAGCUUCUCCGAGCUGAUUGAGCACAAGUGGCCUGGAUCACAGGACCUCGUGUCAAAGAUUAUGUCCAAACCCGACCAACUUCUGCUGCUCUUGGAUGGCUUUGAGGAGCUCACAUCUACCCUCAUCGACAGACUGGAGGACCUGAGUGAAGACUGGAGGCAGAAAUUGCCUGGGUCUGUCCUACUGAGCAGUUUGCUGAGCAAAACGAUGCUUCCAGAGGCCACGCUACUGAUCAUGAUAAGAUUUACCUCUUGGCAGACAUGCAAGCCUUUGCUGAAAUGUCCCUCUCUCGUAACCCUUCCGGGGUUUAAUACGAUGGAAAAAAUCAAGUAUUUCCAGAUGUAUUUUGGACACACAGAGGAGGGAGACCAAGUGUUGAGUUUUGCCAUGGAAAACACCAUUCUCUUCUCCAUGUGCCGGGUCCCUGUGGUUUGCUGGAUGGUCUGCUCUGGUCUGAAACAGCAAAUGGAGAGAGGAAACAACCUCACACAGGCAUGUCCAAAUGCCACCUCUGUGUUCGUCCGGUAUAUUUCUAGCUUGUUUCCCACCAGAGCUGAGAACUUUUCCAGAAAGAUCCACCAAGCGCAACUGGAAGGUCUGUGUCACUUGGCCGCAGACAGCAUGUGGCACAGGAAAUGGGUGUUAGGUAAAGAAGAUCUUGAGGAAGCCAAGUUGGAUCAGACGGGAGUCACCGCCUUCCUUGGCAUGAGUGUUCUUCGAAGAAUUGCAGGUGAGGAAGACCACUACGCCUUUACCCUCGUGAUUUUUCAGGAAUUUUUUGCGGCCUUGUUUUAUGUUCUCUGUUUCCCACAAAGACUCAAAAAUUUUCAUGUGUUGAACCACGUGAAUAUCCAGCGCCUGAUAGCAAGUCCCAGAGGAAGCAAAAGCUAUCUCUCUCACAUGGGAGUUUUCUUAUUCGGUUUUCUGAACGAGGCCUGCGCUUCGGCCGUGGAACAGUCAUUCCGAUGCAAGGUGUCUUUCGGCAAUAAGAGGAAACUGCUGAAAGUCAUACCUCUGUUGCAUAAAUGUGACCCACCUUCUCCGUGCGGUGGGGUCCCGCAGUUAUUCUACUGUCUGCACGAAAUCCGGGAGGAAGUCUUUAUAAGCCAAGCCCUAAAUGAUUAUCAUAAAGUUGUCUUGAGAAUUGGCAACAACAAAGAAGUUCAAGUGUCUGCUUUUUGCCUGAAGCGCUGUCAAUAUUUGCAGGAGGUGGAACUGACCGUCACCCUGAACUUCAUGAACGUGUGGAAGCUCAGCUCCAGCUCCCAACCUGGCUCUGAAGCACCAGAGAGCAAUGGGCUCCAUCGCUGGUGGCAAGACUUAUGCUCUGUGUUUGCAACGAAUGAUAAGCUGGAAGUCCUGACUAUGACCAACAGUGUUUUGGGGCCUCCUUUUUUGAAGGCUCUUGCUGCCGCACUGAGGCACCCUCAGUGCAAACUGCAAAAGCUACUCUUAAGGCGUGUGAAUAGCACCAUGUUGAACCAGGACUUAAUCGGUGUUCUGACGGGGAACCAGCAUCUGAGAUACUUGGAAAUACAACAUGUGGAAGUGGAGUCCAAGGCCGUGAAGCUUCUAAGCAGGGCGCUGAGAUCCCCCCGGUGCCGUCUGCAGUGUCUCAGGUUGGAGAACUGCUUGGCCACCCCUAGAAUUUGGACCGAUCUUGGCAAUAAUCUUCAAGGUAACAGACAUCUAAAGACUCUCAUACUAAGAAAAAACUCCCUGGAGGACUGUGGGGCAUAUUACCUGUCCGUGGCCCAGCUGGAGAGGCUGUCGAUAGAGAACUGCAACCUUACACAGCUUACUUGUGAAAGCCUUGCCUCCUGUCUCAGGCAGAGUAAGAUGCUGACCCACCUGAGCUUGGCGGAAAACGCCUUGAAAGAUGAAGGGGCCAAGCAUAUUUGGAAUGCCCUGCCACACCUGAGAUGUCCUCUGCAGAGGCUGGUGCUGAGAAAGUGUGACUUGACCUUUAAUUGCUGUCAGGAUAUGAUCUCUGCGCUCUGUAAAAAUAAAACCCUGAAAAGUCUUGACCUGAGUUUUAAUAGCCUGAAGGAUGAUGGGGUGAUCCUGCUGUGUGAGGCCCUGAAGAACCCUGACUGUACAUUACAGAUCCUGGAGCUGGAAAACUGCCUGUUCACUUCCAUCUGCUGCCAGGCCAUGGCUUCUGUGCUCCGCAAAAACCAACAUCUGAGACAUCUGGACAUGAGCAAGAAUGCGAUUGGAGUCUAUGGUAUUCUGACCUUGUGUGAGGCCUUCUCAAGCCAAAAGAAGAGAGAAGAGGUCAUUUUCUGUAAUCCUGCCUGGACUCGAGUAACUAGCUUCUCCCCAACUCCUCACCCAUCCGACUUCACGGGAAAAAGUGACUGCCUAUCCCAAAUUAAUCCUUAUGCCAUCCAGUCAUCUGUCUCUGGGGCUUGUAUUGAUCAGUUCCCACUCUGUGACAACUGGGCGUUAUCACCCCGUAUGCGUUAA